Molecule: messenger RNA, 2181 nt
Organism: Brienomyrus brachyistius
Lineage: Eukaryota; Metazoa; Chordata; Actinopteri; Osteoglossiformes; Mormyridae
Gene: trh
Product: thyrotropin-releasing hormone
Exons: 3
Coding region: 299-1051 (250 amino acids)
Biological process (GO): hormone-mediated signaling pathway
Cellular component (GO): extracellular region
Molecular function (GO): thyrotropin-releasing hormone activity
Source: RefSeq, a predicted model, not a curated record
GUGAAUAGAAUAACUGAUGGAGAACGGACGCCCCAUAAAUAAAGAAUGGUCCAGUGGCACGACGAGGCCGCCCUGCAGCUAUAAAUAAGGAGAGGUUGCGUAUCGCCACAUAGUUUCCAAACGAGUCUGAAGAGGUAAAGCUUAGGCGGUCAACGGGCAGAGAGAACUUCGGGUCUAUCAGAAGAAUAUUAUCCCAUCCUAAGGAAGAGACCUGAGGAAAAAGUUGGUCAUCUUUUAAACAUAGCUGAGCCACGGUGAACUGAAUGAUUUGACAUAGCUGAAGCGUACGCACUCCGCCAUGAAGUCCACCUUCCUGAUCCUUCUCGCGCUUGCGGUCUGCAACCUGCACGUGAAUUUCUGCCAGAACAUCCCCGAUGAGGAAGAUGCGGGCGCCUUGCAGAGAGCAGAGACUCUCUUGCUUAGAUCCAUCCUGAAGAAGAUAGAGGACGACAGUAGUGACAACGAACAAGUCUCCUCUCUGCAAGAGUGGGUCUCCAAGAGGCAACACCCGGGCAAAAGAUUCGAAGAAGAUCUUGAAAAGCGGCAACAUCCAGGAAAACGAGAAGAGGAGGAGGAAGGAGAUUAUUCAGAUCUCCAAAAAAGACAACAUCCUGGAAAGAGAGAGGAUGAGAUCGAACUGGAGAGGAGGCAGCAUCCGGGUAAGCGCUCGAUGCUGGAGCGGUUAACGGACACUUACGGCUCUCCAACGACUUACCUGAACGAGUUUUCUAAACGACAGCAUCCAGGUAAACGCUACCUGCUGUACAAUAAGCGCCAGCAUCCGGGUAGGCGAGAACUUGAGGACGAAGUGAAUGCCGACGAUCAAGCAGACAUGGAGAAACGUCAGCACCCCGGGAAAAGAUUUUGGGAUAACACGAGUCCUGAUUUCGGGAUCAGCGAUCCUUGCGAUAUCCCGGAUCCAGCGAAAGGCUGCAGCAAAGCCAUAUUAUUACUCGAGCUGCUGGACAACGUGAACAAGAGCCGAGCCGAAGAGAAAAGGCAGCAUCCCGGCAAAAGGUUCGCCCUGGAAGAUGUGACAGAACAGGAGUGAAACAGUGAAUAUGGUUUGCAGUCAUGCAAAGAGGAAAUAUGUCAAUUAAAUUUAAUAAGUACAAUUCCGUUAUAGUUAAUGUAGGAUGUUAAUUACCCUUUAUUUUGGGCCACUUGAGUAAAGCUUGGUUUCUGUGGCAAAAUGCCCAACCAUUUAGAGGUGUUCCGCUACUAGUACGUACAUAGACCUAGUACGCGUCGCUUGCUGUGCAUUUACAGAAUAAUAAUAAGCUUUUAGGUGAGCAGCUUUUUGUUACCCUUAAAGUCAUUUGAUUUGUCUUUUACUUGUUUAAUUGCACAAGGAUGCACAUAUCUAUAAUAUAAUAAACAGUCAUGAUCGUGCCCUCUCGGGACCGUGUAAUUAUGUGUAAUUUUGAUAAUUAUCAAUAAAUUACACAUAUGUGUCUGACCCGGAAAAUUGGCAUAUUAUAGAGUUACAAUGGGUAUAUUGAAAAUAAAAGCAAUUACAAAAGCGGGUUUCAUUGAGCACGUAACCAAGGAGAUCGGGAAAAUCCUGGUGACAUUCAAAGAAGGUGAUCUGCAGGCUGGCACACGGGGCAGGAUACCCCACGGUAGAUUUAUCCAAUGUCUUAUUAGGUCUUAAGUCCAUAAUGGAAUCAUAUUUGUACGCCGCAAUAAAUACACAAACAUAUAGCCUUUUUGGUAACUAUAUUUUGAGAUAAAUAAAUGCAUUAUACUUUUCAUGGAUGGGUAUCUGUAAAAUAAACUACGGACUAAUGUUUUACAUUAAUUAAGUACAUAUAUAAUUGCUAUUUUAAAAAGCUUGAAAUAUGCCUAGAUGUAAAGUCGCCUGAGCGCUAUAAUAUCUCCGUGCGUGUUUUAGUUUUCUGUAGACAGGCAGUUAUGUCUGGUGCCCCAUAAUAAUUGUCAAAUAUUUCCAAUACCCUUGGUUGCGGGCUCUUGCCAGAGAAACGACAUUUCACACGUGGCCUUGGUCUUAAUUUAAAAUGUGCAAGAAAUAAACGAAUAUAUCUGUUGUCAAACCGCUUUAACGGCCCCAUUCCCAUGUAAAAUACAAAUGAACAAUAUUCUCCAGCAAAAUAAAAAUGGGUCUCUGGAUUAUUUUUUUACACUAAUGCUAUGACAUGAUAUACAGGCAUAUUUAUUCUG